AUGGUGAAUCAGUGGCGUACUGGUGAAACAGCAGAAGUAGCAACUUGGGCACCUGUUGUGAUCGAUGAGACUACUGGUAUGGGUGAGUGGAGUACAGUAGAAGUACGACACAUUGACGAAAGUGAAGAAGCGGUGGCGAAACGUGCGGAAGAAGCUGAAGCGGAGGCAAUACGUCUUGCUGAGGAGCGGAAGCGUCUUGAUGCCCUGGAUCAUUCUUCUACGCAAGGAGACAACGCUUUGGGUGCGUUUAACCCAUGGGGAGGCAACUAUAAGGAGGAGAUUAAUAUCACUACGAAUGGGAACGUAAGCUUCAAGAAACGCGGCCAGAAAAAGCAGAAACGUCGCAGGAUACACACCGAUGACGAGUAA
Molecule: messenger RNA, 369 nt
Organism: Peronospora farinosa
Lineage: Eukaryota; Oomycota; Peronosporomycetes; Peronosporales; Peronosporaceae
Source: the annotation of a GenBank genome assembly